UUUUCUUCCUUUUUGCAUGGCACUCUCACUCUUUUCUUCUCUACUUCUCUUCUUCUUCUCCUUCUUUCACUUUCAACUCCAAUUCCCUCUUCUUUUUUUCUCUCCAUUUUCUUUCCCUCCUUCUUCCUUCCAUUAACCGCCGCGAAAAUUAGCUCAGAUUCUCCAUUCACUAUACGACACCGUUUUCAUCAUCAUCAUCAUCAUCAUCAUCAUCAACAUGGACUCAAACAACAAUGAUCCCAUGGAGAAUAUGUUACGAUACUACGUGCUUGAAUAUUUGACGAGAACCGGAAGACAUCACGCCGCUUAUGUUUUCAUGAACGAAGGAAAUGUUCCUGAAUUUGAUCCCAUUGGCAGGGAAUUUAUGGGUUCAAUGCUUGAUUCUUCAGAUGGAGUACUACUGCAUGAAUGGUGGUCUACGUUCUAUCCGGUAUUUGAUUCUAGACGAAGGAGGCAUCAAGAGUCUAACCGAGAGCCCUCUAAUAAGGUUCAAAGAAUAACCAAUGCUGCAAGGAAUAAUCCCUCUUUUAGAAUUCCUCAAAUACCAAAGAAUGAGCAGGGACCUCAACAAUUUCAACCUAGCUCCAGCUUUAACAAUAUGAUGCCACCUCCAGCUGCUCAUUUGAUUUCUCCGAGAUUGUACAUUAAUGAUCACCUUGGAAAUGUUGCUGAACAAGUUGAUCCAAUUUUGCUUGCUCUCAUCAAUGGAAAUGGAAAUGCAAAUAACCCGAACUUCUUCUUAGGGAGUAGUUCAAUUCAUCCAUCGCAAGAUGUAGGCACACAGGUCCAGCAGCAAGUCUACAAGGAUAGUGGAGUUGGUAUGCAUGUGGGGUCUCCCAUGCCUAGAAACCCUCUCGAUGCAAGACAAAAAGCAAUGCUGCCUUUAGAUGGACCGCAUGUAACAAAUAACUACGAAGCUCCUAAUUUUGUGCCAAUGAAUGGAUGGCCAUUAAAUGACCAGAUGCCAACUUCCAUUUUGCAAAUACCAAACUAUGGACAGCAGCAGCCUGAAGUGUUGAACACACAAAAUCAGGAUGCAAUCCUUACUCAAGCACUUACAAGUACUCCAAACAGUCAGACUUUCACAGCUCCUCAAAAUUUUACCAGUUGUAACAAUCAAUAUCCAGAGAUUCCCAAGACUGAAUCAAAUAAUAACUAUAGGGAGCUGGUGGACCAAACUGUUGGAGCUGGAGAACCUCAAUGCAAGCAGGAUCAGCAAAUGCAGAUGCAGUCCCAAAAUCUCUAUGAGAGAAGAAAGAGAAAGAUAACAGCACCCGUAGCACCUAGAGAAUGUGUCCCAAUAAUGGACCAAACUGUUAGAGCUGGAGAACCUCAACACAAGCAGGAUCAGCAAAUGCAGAUGCAGUCCCAAAAUCUCGAUAAGAGCAGAAAGAGAAAGAUAAUACCACCCGUAGUACCUGGAGAAUGUGUCCCGAUGAUGGACCAAACUGUUAGAGCUGGAGAACCUCAAUUCAAGCAGGAUCAGCCAUUGCAGACGCAGUCCCAAAAUCUCGACAAGAGCAGAAAGAGGAAUAUGACAGCACCCGUAGCAUCUAGAGAAUGUGUCCCGGACUGUGUGGAUCCAGCAGAUGGAAAACCAGCAGAUGAAAAUGUGGAUUCUUACCUGUCUAUUGAAAAUGCUGAUGCUGAUCUUAGAACUUUGCCUUUCAGCAAUCUGAAACGAAAUUCAGGAACAAAGAGUAGAAAUCAGAAUAAAGGGUUUUCACUCAAAGAGGUUGGAUGCCUUCACUCGAGCAAAAGCAAGGUUUUGGCCAGCCAUUUUUCAUCAAAUGGAAAUUUUUUGGCAAGUGUUGGACAUGACAAGAAGGUUUUUAUUUGGGACGUGGGAACUUUUCAAAGUUAUGCUACUGAAGAAACACAUUCACUUCUCAUUACAGAUGUUCGGUUUAGACCGCAGUCAACUAUAUUUGCGACAUCUUCCUUUGAUAGAUCUAUAAGACUAUGGGAUACAACCAAGCCCACCAAAUCAUUGUUCAAACUUUCUGGGCAUUCUGAACAAGUAAUGUCACUAGACUUCCACCCAGAAAAGGUGGACAUUCUUUGCUCGUGUGAUAACAAUGAUAUAAUUCGCCUGUGGAAUGUGAACAAACGUUCCUGUCUGCGUGUAACUAAGGGAGGUAGUAAACAAGUUAGAUUCCAGCCUCUUGGCAUGCUUCUAGCUACUGCUACUGGAAAUAAUCUCAAAAUAAUUGAUGUUGAGACUGAUAAACUUGUGUACAAUCUAAAGGGACAUGAUAAAGAUGUUCUUUCCAUUUGUUGGGAUAGAACGGGAAAGUAUAUUGCCUCUGUCAGUGAAGAUUGUGCACGAGUCUGGUCGAACGGAGAAUGCAUCGGCGAGUUGCAUUCAAACGGGAACAAGUUUCAAUCGUGCAUAUUUCAUCCGGGAUAUUGUAACCUCUUAGUUAUUGGUGGCUAUCAGUCCCUUGAAUUCUGGUGUCCGACUGAUGAGAGCAGUAGAACAGUGUCAGUUUCUGCACACAAGGGGUUAAUUGCUGGACUAGCAGAUUCACCCGAAGCUGAAUUGAUUGCCUCAGCUAGCCAUGAUUGCUUUGUGAAACUAUGGAAAUAAGGGUUCAAGUGUAUGUUUCAAUGCCAGGAUGUUAAUCUUUGGAUUUUAUAUGACCAUAUUUCCUUUCUUGCUACAUUUUUUUUUGGGAUUGAUUAGAAAAUCUAUAGGUAAAGGACUAAAGGUUUACCGUUCCAUAUAAUCUUACAUAGACAAAUUAUACAACUCCAAUAUGUAUACAAGAUACUGUAGGUUGACUCGAUCGAAUAGAAUGCACAAAUGUUAGAAACUUCUGUGGCUUUGUUUUCCGCUUGGAAAGAGGAAAUUCCAUGAAACUGCAUUACUGCAUUUAGAUUC
Messenger RNA from Medicago truncatula (barrel medic), 2884 nucleotides. Its product is annotated as transcriptional corepressor LEUNIG_HOMOLOG. The record is from RefSeq and is a predicted model, not a curated record. Gene Ontology annotation, molecular function: protein binding; transcription corepressor activity. Bases 218 to 2590 code for a protein of 790 amino acids. Lineage: Eukaryota; Viridiplantae; Streptophyta; Magnoliopsida; Fabales; Fabaceae. The transcript has 21 exons.